Messenger RNA from Scleropages formosus (Asian bonytongue), 1129 nucleotides. RefSeq names its product glyoxal reductase. The coding region runs from base 85 to 954 and encodes 289 amino acids. The record is from RefSeq and is a predicted model, not a curated record. Lineage: Eukaryota; Metazoa; Chordata; Actinopteri; Osteoglossiformes; Osteoglossidae. The transcript is spliced from 7 exons.
AACAAGUCGUUCUGCGCCACUUUCAGUCGUCAUAUGCAGUAGUGCAACCUGUUAGCUUUUAUAAGAAUUCGUACUCGGUCAGAUAUGAAUUUAAAUGUGCGUCCCCUCCUUUCUUGUCCCACAGUCCGUCUGUCCAACGGUCUUCACAUCCCGAUACUCGGGCUGGGCACGUCACACCAUGGCGGUUACUCGCACAGGGCUGUGGUGUAUGCGCUACGGGACUGCGGCCUACGCCAUGUGGACACGGCCAAGCGGUACGGGUGCGAGGAGCAGCUGGGUGUGAGUGUGAAGGAGAGCGGAGUGCCCCGCCACGACCUGUGGCUCACCAGCAAGCUCUGGCCAGGAGACUACGGCUACAGCAAUGCCAAACGGGCCUGUGCCGACUCGUGCAGGCGCCUUGGAGUGGACUACCUCGAUCUGUACCUGAUGCACUGGCCAGACUGCAGCAUCACGGGGCGGACCAAUCGGGAGGUACGGGCUGAGACUUGGGAAGCGUUGGAGGAGCUCUAUGAUGAAGGAGUGUGCCGUGCAAUUGGUGUGAGUAACUUUCAAAUCGCUCAUCUCCAAGAGCUGAAGGAAGACUGCCGUAUAGUGCCUCAUGUCAAUCAGGUUGAGUUCCACCCCUUCCAGCAGCCCUGGGCUCUCAUGGAGUACUGUCACCAGGAAGGCAUUGUUUUUGAGGGCUACUGCCCGCUGGCCAAAGGGGAAGCACUCUCACACCCUGUUGUGCACCAGCUGGCAGACAAGUAUAAUCGCACCCCUGCACAGAUCUGCAUCCGAUGGAGUAUACAGAAUGGAGUUGUCACAAUUCCAAAGUCCACUAAGGAAGAAAAGAUCUUAGAAAAUUGUCAGGUCUUUGGGUUCUCGCUGGAUGAGGAAGACAUGGACUAUAUCCAGAGCCUCCACUGUCACAAGAAGCUGAUCCACCUCACUUACCCCCUUUGGAAUGGAUAGCAAUAGAUCGCAAACCCAUGUCCAGGACUGUAGACAUUGGGAAUGCUUAUGAAACAAGACACAGACACCUUUUCUGAUGAUGGAUGAUGCCUUUUAUCAUUUUCAAAAUGCUGGACGAUUUAAAUGAACACCAAUUUUUAAUAUAAAUGAAUAUUCCUGUAUUUAAAUGCAACUA